AUGCAGGCUUGGUGCAGCCCAACAAGUAUCGGCAACUGCCCACCUUAUCACAUCACCCCGAAUAACAGGAAAAUUCACAGAAAUGAUCCUGCCAACUUCCCUUAUGGAGCCUAUCACUAUUACUGCUCUCCCAGAAAUACCAGCAUUUGGAGCAACCAAACAGCACUUGUGAUCCUUACAGUAAUCCGCAUGCUCAAGAAUUGGUUCAGUUGUUACCUCAUCCAAUAUGGGAAGAGUACGGCUAUCCGACUAAACAGGGAGAUGGUUGGAUUGGAGAUAAAAGAACUUGGGAGCUCGAUGUGGGUGGACUUGCCAAUAGACUUUACUUCUAUCAGGAUCCAGGUACCACUCCUGCUAGAAGAGUAUGGACAUCUCUUGAUGUGGGAACGGAAAUUUUUGUGA
Molecule: messenger RNA, 402 nt
Organism: Fraxinus pennsylvanica
Lineage: Eukaryota; Viridiplantae; Streptophyta; Magnoliopsida; Lamiales; Oleaceae
Source: the annotation of a GenBank genome assembly